AUGAACAACCCAGACGCUACUCUCAGUACCAGCCAGGCAAGACACAUGGCCGAGUUGUCAGUAAACUGGCGAUACUGGUACAAAAACAUUCACUGGUGGGCGAUAAUUGUGAUGAUAAUAGUACCUAUCGGCGGAAUCUAUCAGAGUCCACAGACUCCAGUGCAUCUGAAAACCGCCGUCUUUGCAAUAGGAUUCGGGUUUACUUCGGGCUUCAGCAUCACUGCUGGCUACCAUCGGCUCUGGUCUCAUAGAUCCUACCGUGCCACCACGCCCCUAAGGGUGCUACUCGCCCUUCUUGGAGCCAGUACCGCCCAAGGGACAAUCAGGGACCCAUACUCGGCCCGGAGAGGCCUUUGGUACUCGCAUAUGGGUUGGCUUGUGUUCAGGGUAGAUCCGAGCAUUUACCAGGAUGUCGACAUGGCUGACCUGAACACUGAUCCGGUGGUUCUCUGGCAGCAUCGCUACUACGGUGGCAUCAUGCUAGCCACCGGGUUCUUCUUCCCAACGGUGGUGUGUGGCCUUGGCUGGAGCGACUGGAAGGGUGGAUUUGUCUUCGCGGGUAUCAUGCGCAUGUUUGCAGUGAACCAAAUCACAUUCUGCGUCAACUCUCUAGCUCACUGGCUCGGGGAGCAGACCUUCGAUGAUCGAAACACCCCCCGCGACCAUGUCCUCACCGCGAUCAUCACGCUCGGGGAGGGUUACCACAACUAUCACCACGAGUUCCCCACUGACUACCGCAAUGGCGCGAGAUGGUGGCAAUACGAUCCCACCAAGUGGCUGAUCUGGUUGUGGGCGCAAAUGGGUCUUGCCUAUGACCUCCAGCGUUUUUCCUCACAGGACGCGGACAAGUGUCGUCUCCAGCAGGCGCAGAAGAACUUGGACGAGAAGAAGUCACACUUUGAUUGGGGGGUCUUGCUUGAGGACUUGCCUCUGAUGACAUGGGAUGAGUACGUGCGGCAAGCUAGCGAUGAGAAGCACGCCCUCGUUGUUAUUGCAGGGGUGGUUCAUGAUGUAUCGAGGUUUAUAGCCAAGCAUCCGGGGGGCCGUCGAAUGCUCGAAGAUGCCAUUGGCAAAGACGCGACUACAAUGUUCACAAGAGGAGUACACUUGCAUUCCCGGCUGGCACAUAACAGGCUUGCUGCUUUGAGAGUGGGUAUUCUUCAGGAGUCAUAA
Molecule: messenger RNA, 1173 nt
Organism: Aspergillus saccharolyticus JOP 1030-1
Lineage: Eukaryota; Fungi; Ascomycota; Eurotiomycetes; Eurotiales; Aspergillaceae
Product: acyl-CoA desaturase
Exons: 3
Coding region: 1-1173 (390 amino acids)
Biological process (GO): unsaturated fatty acid biosynthetic process
Cellular component (GO): endoplasmic reticulum membrane
Molecular function (GO): stearoyl-CoA 9-desaturase activity; heme binding; iron ion binding
Source: RefSeq, a predicted model, not a curated record